Trichoderma asperellum CBS 433.97 is the source of this 2220-nucleotide messenger RNA. The record is from RefSeq and is a predicted model, not a curated record. NCBI's taxonomy places the organism in Eukaryota, Fungi, Ascomycota, Sordariomycetes, Hypocreales, Hypocreaceae.
AUGUCCGAAUCUCCGGUCCCUGACGAGCAGCAUCUGGCGACGGACCGUCAGGCCAAACGACCACACAAAGGCGGGCGGAAGCCCUUGAGCUGCCUUGCAUGUCGGCGCCACAAGCUCAAGUGCGACCGUAAAGUCCCCUGCGGCACCUGCACGCGCUUUCGUCGCGAGAAGUUCUGCCGCCUGAACCCGGCGCCUCCGAAGCCAGGUCGGCCAAGGGGCAGAGAGCAGACGGCGGCAGAGGUCGAUGCCGCAUCGCCGGAGGGGGCCUCCAACGUGGAUUCUUCGGUCCGAGAAGCCAUCACUGAUGCUUCUACCGGCGUGGGCCUGCUCUCGCUCCGGAACAGCCAGCUGGCUGUUGUUGGGCCCAAGGCUGACGCUGCUGUUGAGACCAGAGAUGUCCCGUCCUUCUUCCGGGCUCUCGGCUUAGACGCCAACACCACGUCCAUACCCGUCUCUUCGCUUCCGCAGCUCCUCGCAGAGAUUCAGCGUGCUAAUCAGCCGUCUCUGCUGUGGAACAUGAUGGAGGGAGACGCCAACAGGCGGUAUUGGGAGACGCAGCUGCAGUCGGCCCUGCCAUCGCGGUCUAUGUGUGACCUGAUGGUGAACUACUACCUCGAUCAUAUCAACUGGAUCUUCCAGAUCACUCACGUGCCGUCAUUCCGGCGCCAGUAUGAAGACUUCUGGGAAGCCAAGGACGGCCAGGAGAUGGAUUUCAUGUUCACGGCACUCCUCUUCACCAUCAUCUCAGUCAGCGCCCUUUUCAUACCUCCUGGGACGGCUGAGAUAUUCGGAUGUCCUAAGGAGUCGAUCCGGGACCUUGCACAUGUAUGGCACAAGGUCUCUCACCAAGCGUUGCGGGCUGGAGACUACGAGUCAAAGCCGUGCAUUGUGCAACUUCAGACCUUUUCCAUAACGCAGUUUUAUUGGUACUCCACCAACAAGAUUGAUACACUAAACUCACGGCUAGGGCAAGCUGUGAGAACCGCUCAAACUCUCGGACUAGAUAAAGACCUAGCUCCUUCUCAAACAUUGCAUGAUGAGAUGAGACACCGUAUCUGGUGGGAUCUCGUUGAUUCGGACACAUUCCAAUCCAUCUGUUUGGGUCGCUCUCCACUGAUACGCUUGGAGACUCCGGGAGUCCCUCUACCACUCAACUGCAACGACGACGACAUCACCGAGACAUUCCUGCGGCCACGUCCUCAUGAUGAGCCAACUGUCAUGAUGCUAAACAUAUUCAGAGCCCGAUUCUUCAAAUUGAUGAACAAUCAUAUUUGUUACCGUAAUCCUAACGACGGUGACUCCUACGAGGCUAUCUGCAAAUUAGAUGACGAGGUCCUUAACAUUACAAGAUCCUACCCUUGGUUCUUUCAGCUCGAUCAAGAGGGCCGACCGCCUCCAUUGCCACACCCAAUGGCGGAGAUACUUACUUGGCAAAAUCACAUUAUCCGCACAUGUAUCAGUACUCAGCGCAUUCGCAUGUAUCGUCCCUUCAUAUCGCAUCGUAUCGGCGACUCUUGGGCCAAAUGCAUCGAAGCAGCCGAGGACGCCAUGGCAGUCUACAGAACCCUCCGAUGGAACAAAUCAAGCACUUCCCUUCAAAAGUUCCUUCCCCAGGCAUAUCAAAUGUUUUCUGUUGCCGUGACAGUCACGGCGCUGCUUUUGGUAGAAGGUUCAUUGCCCAUACCGAAUGUUUGGCAGCAAAUCAGAAACAUGGCAGACGAUCUCAAGAUUUUGGAAGAUGAAGGCUGCGUGUCCCCCGUCGCUAGCCGCGGGAGACAAGUUUUGACUAAAAUGCUGAGCUUGGUGGAGAUGGGGAACAAUGGGGCUCCGGUGCCAGAAGAUACCGAGGACCUGGUCGCGGAUAUAGGCUUCAUCUUUGGCGGAGAACAAGCUGCUCAGGCUUAUUUGCAGAGAUUGGCAUCUCGAAAUCAACGGCUUAGGGGUCGUGACACUUCGGUGCCGUCGACAAUAUCGGAACAGAAGGCUACGCCGACAUCUAUGGACAGCUCUACGUAUUCACACUCUCGAUUCCAGUAUAUGGUGGGUGGCCAUGGCGUGGUGGAUGCAUCUAUCGUGGAAAAUUCGGCGGGGUACAUGGGACAGCAGCAGCAGCAGCCUGCGGGCGUAUAUCAGAUGGAUCUCAUGAUGGACGAUAUGGUGUUGCAGAAUAUGCUUAAUUUCGAUAUGACGGCGCUUAUGGCUGAUUCAAGGUUUGAGUGA